Sphenostylis stenocarpa is the source of this 291-nucleotide messenger RNA. The record is from the annotation of a GenBank genome assembly. NCBI's taxonomy places the organism in Eukaryota, Viridiplantae, Streptophyta, Magnoliopsida, Fabales, Fabaceae.
AUGCAGAGUUCGUGGAGUGGUAGUGGUAGUGGUAGUAUUUGCCGUAAGACACGGUCCUUGGACAUGGACACCGACCAACACCUACCCACGUACGAUCCCCUCUCCCACGUUGCCCAGAGACACCUCUCUCGUCUCAGAUCAGCACAAAACGCUAUUUCUGUUUCAGAUUAUGGUCAACGCCUGCAUAAAAAAUGGCGGUCUGACUUUCUUGACUUUUCACAAGAUUCGGCAACGAUGAAGAAACCAGACCUGCUUGCAGAAUCGUCUCUUUAUCAGAUUGUGUAUCAAUAG